Messenger RNA from Danaus plexippus (monarch butterfly), 4173 nucleotides. RefSeq names its product protein grindelwald (gene grnd). The transcript has 5 exons. Bases 169 to 882 code for a protein of 237 amino acids. The record is from RefSeq and is a predicted model, not a curated record. NCBI's taxonomy places the organism in Eukaryota, Metazoa, Arthropoda, Insecta, Lepidoptera, Nymphalidae.
CACGGCGCUACCUGCGCAAGAGUCGCAUUCCGUCACCCACGUUCACGAUUGGCCGUUGAGCCUGUUAAGGCUUCGAAACAGUUUUUAGAAGUCGCUUUAGAAAGUUGGUAGUGUAUCCAAGUGUGUAAAGUUCAAAGGAAAAAAAUGAAAAUUGCAUAGGUCACGAAAAUGUUUCGAUUCGCUUGCUUCUUGGCUUCGAUGAGCUUGGCAUCAUCACAGUUGACAAUCGACGGGAUCAGAUGUGGUCAGCUAACCUGCACUUUGGAAGAGUACUGCUCCCCAGAGACUAACAGAUGUGCUCCCUGCAGCAUCGUCUGUAACAAUACCCAUCACAACUACGACUCUGGCCUAUGUAUCAAGGAGUGUCAAGGUUACCUUUUGGACUUAAGGUACAUGCGAAGAUCUGAAUAUGCUGAUCCUCCAUCCAAUAUAACUAGUGUUCAGCGUCAAGCUCAGACAGCGCUGAUUGUGAGUAUUGUCGCGCUGGCGGUGUUGAUACUCAUUCUUAUCAUCGUGUGUCGUGGCAAAGUCUCGUGGCAAUACAUCAUGAAAAAAUUGCAGCCUUCGAAGAAUCGUGUGAAGCAUUAUCCAACCGAUCUAACUCAUCAUAAUCCACACGCUGAAAUGCCAAAACCAAAGCCCGAAUUGAAGCUUGAGAUAAGAAAUCCGGAACCCCCGAAGCGAAACCCGCAACCACUCAAUGCCAGGGAUUUAGACGCUAGAACACAGACUGAUAAAAGUCAAGGAGCAACCACACCGAAGACGAUUAGCACUGCUAUUAGCAAUAGACAUCCUGCUGAAGAUACUACUCUUGAUUUCUCUUAUGACAAUAUGGGCAUGAAUGUCACACCACCAGAACAAGCAACUAGUCAUAGGUUCUGAGAGAAUAAUAUUAGAAAAUAUGUUUACCAUAUCUUUCUUAAUAGAUAAACGAAUCGAAAACUUUUAAUUCCUAGAAAUAUUGAACUACCUUUCAUUAUUUUAGAGGAACUUUUACAUAAGUAGUUUAACGGUUAAAUUUUAUUGUUUUCGUAACCACAAUUCUCAUGUAGGAAAUCCUAUUUUUUAAUUUACUGUAUUUAACGAAUGUUCACAGCGUCUGUCUACAAAAUUGAGCAAUUUCAACGAUUCAUUAACUAAAUUACCGAUCAUCACAGUUCAAUACAUCACAAAAUACUAUCAAUUAGUAAGUUACCUACAGAUAAUUUAACACCAUUUUCAUAAUUAGUGAUUAGAAAUGCAUAUCCGCUUAUGAAUCAAUAAUACAAGAAGUAGUUAAACAGUAACUUCUAUUUAAGCCAAGAAUUGACAAUAAUAACAUUAUACACCGUAUAUUAUGCAGUAUAACAAUACUACCGUACAAUUUUGACACCAUUUUUUGUAUGAUUUGAAAAAGAUAAUCAAUUACUAAAAUAUCUCUUUUCAACAAAAAAAUCUCAUAAUUCUUUGCUAUGUAAUAAUAUGCAUUCUGAACUAGAAUUGAAUUGAUCUUUAUUAUAUUUGGUAUUGAAAAAAAAAACAGUAAUCAAGAAGUGUAAAAUAAAAUAUGAAAAAGAAAAUUAAAUGCAUAUAUAAUAUCCGACACGUCGUGUGACCUUGCAUUUUCGAAAAUCGUAGUGUCAAUCCGGGACAUACAGAAGAUUAAGAUUCUUUAAGUCUAGAAUAAUUUCAUAUAAUGUUAUAAAAGUCAAAUAUAUUUUAAUGUAUAUUAAUGGUAUAGUAUUAGCGAAAUAGCUAGUUUUAGUUUUCGUACGUGUAUUCGUAAAGCAAUAAAUUACACUUGCUCAUUUAAGAGCACCCUUUACGCUCAAUUUACGAAUUAUAUCUGAGUUCGUAUUAUUGCCAGCAAUUUUAAUCGGGCGCAACAUCACUCCAUCUAGCUAAUUGCAAAUUAAAAUUGUAUGUUUUAUUUGAAAUCGUACAGCGAGUAACAUGUGAGUAUGUUGUUCAUAAAAUUGUAUUCAUAUGAAUUUCUGGUUGUAAAAUUGCAAACUCCCCAUUAUAUAACAUAUAUUCAAGAUAAUAUUUUCAUUAUUAAUCGAAUUGAGUUUAAUUAUAUCUGGUAAUUUUAAUCGAGUGAAACUCGGAAUAAAUGUACAGCAUGGCUGAGGUAGUUUCUUUUAUUUUGUCUUGUUAGUUGUAUUGUUACGUUAAAGAUUAUUGUUUAGCUAAUUAUGGGUGAUAAAAAUCUAAUUAGUUAAAGAAUAGUAACUUUUUAUAUGUAUGCUUUAUGUGUGACUUGUCUCUAGUUAUGUAACGCUGUUCAGCAUGUUUCCCUGUGUGGUUGUUAAUGUUGGUUUAUACUUGUCUGAAUGUAUUCAGUGAAUUUAAACGUAAUAACUAAUAAAAGAUGAAUACAGUUACGAGCAGAGAUUCAAAGGAUUUUAUGGGCUGUUAGUUUGAGAAUCAGGUUUCAAUUCUAUAACUAAUUAGAGUUAGCGUUCAAGUUAUUAAUUAGUGAUAUUUUAAUUAAUUGUCUAGAUUUUAAUGUAACUUAGUGCUAUAAAGGUAUUUUAACUUAAUAAACCGUCCAUACGAUUCAUUCCAAUAGGUUAUUAUAUAAUUAUAAAAUAUUCAUAAUAUUUAGAAUUAUAGAUAUCGUUCUGUUUGAUGUAUUAAAUAAAAAACGUUUCUUGUACCUUUACGUACUAAAUAUUUUCAAUACGCCAUAGUCGUUACAGAAAACCAGAUAUUUUCAUACAUAUUCAAUAUGAAUAAAUGUUUUGUCUGAAAUAAACUUUAUUCGUGGCUGCUAUUUCGGAUAAAAUAAAAACUAGCAAUUUAUCAUUUCAUGACUAUUUGAGAGAUUGAUUGAAUAUUCAGAACUGGCGUAUAUUGUGGUGUUCGAGUAAAGUCUUUAUGGUUUAACGGCGUGUAUGAAUCAUUAAUGGAUACUUUCGGGUGUAGAUUUAGGAUUAAGUUUUAAACAUGUUGAAAUGAUUAACAUUGGGAGUAAUUGCAAAAUUCCGUAAUGAUUCAUUUUAUUACAGUCUUCUAACAUCGAGUCGAGUAUAGAUAAAGUAAAUAAAUUUGUUCAAGUUCGAAAUGGCGAUUCUUCUUUAUAUGAUGAUAUCAAUGUUAUUUUUUUUCGCAUACAAAAAACUUAUCGAUUGAAAUGUAAAAAAAACAACAUUUGUUAUUAUUAACAAAGUAAUGUAAUAUUUUGCGGCUAAAAGAUACUUAAAUAGGAUUAUAAGCUUAAAGAUGUUCUCGUUGUAUUUUCAAAAGUUUUAUAAAAGUUUUGCUUCAUUUGACGUGGAAAGAUAAUAAGUUUUCAUGUCUAAUAGGUAUCUGUGUACAACGUUAUUUAGAAAACGGAGAAUAAUCGUAAAAAAAUGACUUUUUUGAUUAAAUAUUAUACAUUUAUUAUAUUUAAGAUUUAAGAAAUAUUAUAAUUGAACUAGGCUAAGUUUUAAGAUUUGUAAGUUUGUAUAUUUAAAGCCCUCAGGCGUUCCGUCCAUUAAUUUAUAUAUUAAUUAAAAUAUAUAAAUUUUUAAGUAUAAGUAGUAAUUAAUAAUAAGACUAGAAUCAUCUUAGCGAGAUUGAAUAUUAACUUUUACUUAUCAGUGUUUUUGCACAGUAGUUAUAUAAUGAAUAAAUAUCACAAAUAUUAAAUAACAUUAAAUAUUUUUAUUGAGUGCUGAUUUUAGCUCAUAGCUCUACAUAGCUCUUUACAAUUUUGUUUAUGUUAUUGUUAUUUUCGAUUUCAAUAAAUUUACUUAAUAUAUUUUGUGACUUAUUGAUUUACGGCCGUGAUGAAGUUAAAAAAAAAAAGAAACAAAAUAAUGUUUGUGAGUUUCUUUCAUUGGCCUCUUGUUUAAGCUUGAUAUUCUCUUUGAUUUUUAUUAUAUCCAAUCAUGCAUGCCUAUUUAGAUUUAUAAUUAUUCAAUUAAAAUUCUAAUUUUCAAGUAUAUGUUGAAAAAACAUGUUAAAAACAUCCAUUUGAAUCAGUAUUACAGCACUAUUUUCAAAGGAAGACUAUGUGAUGACGAAUGUUAAUUAAAGUCCAUACCUAGUUUGCCGUCAAUUCUACUCACAUUCGUCAACUCUACAUAGGAAAAUAAAAUAAAAUUUGUUUGUUAUGUUGUUUCAACUUAAUGUAAAUUGUUAUAAAUUAUAUUUUUAAAUAAAAAAAAUUAGAAGAGGUCUGAAAUAAAAUUAGUAAAGAUUGAA